Messenger RNA from Arabidopsis lyrata subsp. lyrata, 838 nucleotides. Its product is annotated as 21.7 kDa class VI heat shock protein. The coding region runs from base 117 to 698 and encodes 193 amino acids. The transcript has 2 exons. The record is from RefSeq and is a predicted model, not a curated record. NCBI's taxonomy places the organism in Eukaryota, Viridiplantae, Streptophyta, Magnoliopsida, Brassicales, Brassicaceae.
AUCCUUUUUUGUUAGCUAUCUCAAAAAUCAUACUAUAAGAACAAACCUUGAUUCCAAAACUCACACACACAAUCAACCACUUUCCCUUUUUUUUUUCAUUCGUCUCAAUUUCUCUCAUGACGAGUUGUAGUGGAAGUCUCAAACUAGAGAUCCACACCGACGACAAGACGCCGGGAAAGUGGAGCGUACCUCUCGGCGAUGAUGUUUUCCGAAGGUUCUUGAGCGGGGGAGGAGGCUCCGAGAAGGCUGUGUUUGGUGAGGGAUCUCUUUUUAGCCCGUUUUUGUUCGGGAAGUACUUUGAUCCAUCAGAUGCGUUUCCCUUGUGGGAGUUUGAGGCUGAGGUUUUGCUGGCGAGCCUUAGGAGCUUAGGAGGACAGUGUAGAGUCGAUUGGUCUCAGACCGAUCUAGCUUAUGUCCUUAAAUCUGAUAUCCCCGUGGUGGGAAAAAAUAACGUGCAGGUGUAUGUGGACGUUAACGGAAAAGUGAUGGAGAUUAGUGGCCAGUGGAACAACAACAAGAAAGCGGCGGCUAACGGUGACUGGAGAAGCGGCCGGUGGUGGGAACAUGGCUACGUCCGCCGGCUCGAGCUCCCUUGCGAUGCCGACGCCAAAAACUCUGAAGCUUUCCUCUCCAACAACGACGAUUACUCUUUCUUAGAGAUCCGUAUCCCUAAGAUUAAUUCUAAGAACAAGUUUUAAUCUGAUGUGGGCUUGAUGAGUAUUAACGUUAGAUUCUUAUCUUGAUUUUGUUUUCUUUAACUAUUAUUGUAAAAUGAUCUGUGAUGAAUUUCUGUGGUGGAGACACAAUGGAUGAAUGAUAUGAUAUAUAUAUAUAUACA